Molecule: messenger RNA, 2241 nt
Organism: Theobroma cacao (cacao)
Lineage: Eukaryota; Viridiplantae; Streptophyta; Magnoliopsida; Malvales; Malvaceae
Source: RefSeq, a predicted model, not a curated record
AAACUCCACACCAUGGAUAGUGUUACUAAAACUGGAACAUUGAUCAGCUGAUAUGGCUUCUCUCCAUAGCUACAUAAUUUUCAUGCUUCUAGUCAUAUUGCUUAGCUUCAGCAGCGAAGCAGCACCAACUUACAGCUCUUAUGCCUGUGAUAAUUCCACUACUUUCACGCCCAACAGCACCUACCAAGCCAAUAUCAAGACCCUUUUAUCCUCUCUUUCAUCAAAUAUCAGCAGCAGUAAGAAUGAGUUUUACAACACAACAGCAGGGCAGGGCCCCAAUUUGGUCUACGGUACGUUCCUUUGCCGGGGUGAUGUAUCAGCUAAUCUCUGCCAAGACUGCGUUGCCAGUGCGAGCAACGAGAUAGCUCAACGCUGUCUUACGGAAAAAAUGGGUGUGAUCUGGUACGAUGAGUGUACUGUACGGUACUCUGAUCAAAACAUUUUCUCCAUCAUUCGUGAAGUACCGGGGAUGGAUAACAGCAGUUCAGCAAGCAUCACGGACAAAGAAAGUUUUGAUCAGUUAUUGGCAAGCGUAAUGAAAAUCUUAGCUAACCGAGCUGCGUAUGAGGACCAAUCGGGCAAAAAGUUUGCAGCUGGUAAAGCGAAUUUUACUAGCUCCCAAACACUGUACAGCCUAGUGCAGUGCACCCCGGAUUUAACCGAUGCACUUUGCUUCAGAUGCUUCCAGAGUGCCAUUGCUACUCUUCCAACGUGCUGUGAUGGGAAACAAGGUGCAAGAGUUUUGCUUCCGAGCUGUAAUAUCAGAUAUGAAAUGUUUCCUUUCUACCAACUCAAUGGCACGGAUUCCACAGUGCUGGUUCCUUCACCUCCCUCAACGAACUCAACUAAAGAGAAAACCAAAACUUCAACAAAAACUAUAAUUGCCAUUGCUAUUCCGGUUGUUGUCUCUGUGGUGCUCUUUGCAGCGGGCUUCUGUCUUCUUACUAGGAAUCGAAAGAAGUACGAUGCCGUAGAACAAGAAAACGCUGCAAAGGAUAUUGCGACCGAGGAGUCUUUGCAAUUUGAUUUUUCCACCAUUGAAGCUGCCACAAACAAAUUCUCUGAUGAUAAUAAGUUGGGUGAAGGUGGAUUUGGUCCCGUUUACAAGGGCAAACUCCCCGAUGGACAAGAAAUAGCUGUUAAAAGGCUAUCAGUAAGAUCUAGCCAAGGUGCGGUAGAAUAUAAGAAUGAGGUUGCAUUGGUAGCCAAACUCCAACACCGAAAUCUUGUGAGGCUUUUGGGAUUUUGCUUGGAAGGAGCAGAAAAAUUACUCAUUUACGAAUUUGUUCCCAACAAGAGCCUUGACUAUUUUUUAUUUGACCUUGAAAGACGAGGACAAUUGAAUUGGACAAAACGAUACAAGAUAAUUGGAGGAAUAGCUCGAGGGAUUCUCUAUCUUCAUGAGGAUUCUCGAUUUAGAAUUAUACAUCGUGAUCUCAAAACUAGUAACAUAUUACUCGACGAAAAUAUGAAUUCAAAAAUUUCAGAUUUUGGAUUGGCAAGAAUUUUUGGAGUUGAUCAAUCUGAAGGCAGCACAAGUAGAAUCGUUGGAACAUAUGGUUAUAUGCCUCCAGAAUAUGCAAUGCAUGGACAUUUUUCUGUCAAAUCUGAUGUGUACAGUUUUGGAGUCAUAAUUUUGGAGAUUAUUACUGGGAAGAAAAACAAUAAUUUCCAAUCAACAGAUGGAGCUGAGGACCUCUUAAGCUAUGCUUGGAAACAUUGGAACAACGGAACACCCUUGGAACUGUUAGAUCCAAGUCUGAGAAGUUCUUAUUCUAGAAAUGAAGUCAGCAGAUGCAUCCAUAUCGGCCUUUUAUGCGUUCAGGAAGAUCCAACAGAGCGACCCACGAUGGCAGCAAUUGUUCUCAUGCUUAGCAGCUACUCUAUCACGCUGCAAGCACCUCGACCUCCAGUCACUUUCCUCAUUCCCACAAGUGAGUCGAAGUUUCCAACAAAUGAAGAUUGGUCGAAUCAAUCCACUAGCAAGUCAAUUGCAUUUUCGGUGAAUGAAGCUUCCAUUUCCGACAUAUAUCCUCGGUAGUCUUAGAGUUGAGAAUAGGAACCAAUGAGAACAUGAAUCAUACAUGUCCUCAUACAAGUAUAGGAGUCAUGAGCUCUUCUUUCAUAAAUUCUAAUUACCGGGAAAUGUAUAUCAUAUGGAAUUACCAAUAAAAGAAAAUAACUUCAUUAGAAAUGUAUCAUGUGGAACUACCAAUGAAUGAAAAUAACGUCAGCUAGGAA